Molecule: messenger RNA, 997 nt
Organism: Hibiscus syriacus
Lineage: Eukaryota; Viridiplantae; Streptophyta; Magnoliopsida; Malvales; Malvaceae
Exons: 7
Coding region: 148-942 (264 amino acids)
Cellular component (GO): cytosol
Source: RefSeq, a predicted model, not a curated record
UUAGUGAAUGCAAGAUAUCUAAAACAUUUUUAUCCUAAACAAGACUUAUUGAGAUUUUAGUUCAUUUUAUAUUUUUCUUAAGCUCAUAUUAUUAAUCUAUCAGCUGAUCGGAUUCAUAUCUCCAAAGCAAACUCCACAACCUUGACAAUGGCUCACUCUCAUUCUGCACAAAACCCAGUGACCGAGCAGCGGAGAGUGAUUAUUACGAACAAGCAUGGAGAAAAACUGGUGGGAAUCUUGCAUGAAACUCAGUCUAAAGAGAUCGUAGUCUUGUGUCAUGGUUUCAACCGCAGCAAGGAUGACAUUAUUCUGGUGAACCUUGCUGCUGCUUUAGAGAAAGAAGGAAUCAGUGUCUUCCGUUUCGAUUUUUCAGGAAACGGCGAAAGUGAAGGUCCGCCACAGUUUGGUGGCUUUUAUCGAGAAGCUGACGAUAUACGCACUGUAGUUCAGCACUUCUCCGGGGAAAAUCGUGUCGUAAGUGCAAUUCUCGGGCAUAGUAAAGGAGGAAGUGUGGUGCUCCUUUAUGCUUCUAAGUAUCGAGAUAUCGGAAUAGUCGUAAAUGUUUCCGGCUGCUACGACGUGAAGAGAGGCCUUGCAGAAGCCUUGGGAGCGGACUAUAUGCAAAGAAUUAAGAAGGAUGGAUACAUCGAUAUCAAGAACAAGACAGGAUGCGUUGAAUACCGCUUGACCGAGGAAGAUUUGAUGGAUAUCUUGAGAACCGACAUUCCUAAAGCUUGUCUUAAGAUCGAUAAAGAAUGUCGGGUUUUAACCGUUCAUGGAUCCGAUGAUGACAUAAACCCGGUCGAGGAUGCACUGAAGUUUGCCAAAAUCAUAAUUAAUCACCGAUUAUUCAUUAUAAAAGGUGCCGAUCAUUUUUACACCUCGCAUCAGAUCGAGUUGACAUCGGCUGUUGUUAAAUUUAUAAAUCCGACCUUAGAGUAAGAUAAGAUUGUCCUAAAAUAAGUUGUUUUAUGUGAACCAUGGAUGAUAUUCGAUU